AAAAUUAGGUGCUUUGUCAAAAAUGUAGAUUCCUACAGUCAGUAGCGCUGAUACGAGCCGAUUCCCGGAGCUGCGGACGAUCUAGCGGGUGUAGGAACGGGGCAGAGUUUGGUCAGUAGGAGUCUGACAAUGUCUAUCGCCUCACCCAAAUUAGUAGGAGAAGUCAUUGUAUGAUUUUUCCCUCUCAUAAAGAAGCAUGGGGAUUACGGCGAACCUUCUCAUAAGAAGAAGUUCUUUGCUUAGUAGUAGAUGUAUCCUGGCUGAUAGUUUCAUUAUGACUUGGCAUCCUUACCUAGAUCGAGUGUCCCUGGGUUGGACGGCGUUGCUGGGCGCGCUGCUGCUGCUGACUUUGGCAGACCGCGAGGAUCUGGAGCCGGUGCUGCACAGGAUCGAGUGGUCGACUCUGCUUUUCUUCGCCGCGCUCUUUGUGCUUAUGGAGGCUUUGUCCAAAUUAGGUCUGAUUGGCUACAUCGGAGGCUGGACAGAAGCUCUUAUACUUCGAGUAGAUGAAAGUGAUCGAUUGGCUGUAGCCCUUAUCAUAAUGGUCUGGGUAUCUGGUAUAACAUCAGCGUUUGUGGACAACGUACCUCUGACUACAAUGAUGGUUCGAGUUGUGACGUCAUUGGGCACCCAUCCUACGCUUAACCUGCCCAUGGAACCGCUUAUAUGGGCGUUAUCCUUCGGCGUCUGUUUAGGAGGUAACGGUACCCUAAUCGGUGCCAGUUCAAACGUGGUGUGCGUCGGAUUGGCAGAACAACAUGGAUAUAAAAUUACUUUCAUGCAGUUCUUCAAAAUUGGCUUCCCAGUCAUGAUAGGACAUUUAGUCGUCGCUACAGCUUAUUUGUUAUUAUGCCAUUGCGUUUUCACGUGGCAUUAGAGAGCUUUGCUAUUCUAAAUAUGUUUUUAAUGGCACCUCCUA
Molecule: messenger RNA, 919 nt
Organism: Spodoptera litura
Lineage: Eukaryota; Metazoa; Arthropoda; Insecta; Lepidoptera; Noctuidae
Product: P protein-like
Biological process (GO): transmembrane transport
Cellular component (GO): membrane
Source: RefSeq, a predicted model, not a curated record